This is a messenger RNA of Zophobas morio, 898 nucleotides long. RefSeq lists its product as uncharacterized. Lineage: Eukaryota; Metazoa; Arthropoda; Insecta; Coleoptera; Tenebrionidae. The transcript is spliced from 2 exons. The record is from RefSeq and is a predicted model, not a curated record. Bases 106 to 822 code for a protein of 238 amino acids.
CACUAACUGAUUACUCUCAACUAAGUGAUAAUAAAACCAAUAAAUCUACAAAUUUUUGAAUCGAGUGUUAUUCGUCACAAGCACACUAAAACUUGAAUUUUGACGAUGUACCUACGAUUUUUGUUUUUUGUGGCUACUGUGCUAGCCACUUUGGCCCACGCAAAUCCGAAACAAGCAAUAGACCCGUACGAUUUAGAAGACCAAAUCAGAGAACAGCUUGAAAAUCUGCGAUCGACUGUUAGAGGAGCAAUUUUUGCAUCAUUUAAUUCCAUUGAUACUAUAGUCAGAGACGUAUACUAUUUUCGAAAUGACGCUAUGAGUGCUGCGGAGAUAGCAAUUCAACAAGAAUAUCAGGCUUUUACCACGCAGGUUACUACACUUAAAGACUUAGCGCAAUCAGCUGGUUACAAUGUUGACAUCUGCUUGCAAAUCAAUGAACCUCUCUUAGAUCAGUUGCCUCAAGAGAUUAUCGACACAUUGAUGGAAUGUUUAGCCUUCGCAAACCUCGAAGUCACGAUCAUUCAAAAUGAUUCCAGAUACAGAAUUGACAUAUUAAUGAAUGAAGUAAAUGUAUUUGAUUUUCAGCUUGAUUUGUGUGCGGGAGAUUUUCUGUGUAUGUCACCACUAGUUGAAGCUAUUGAGUUAGCGUUGGUUAAUAUACCUCAGAAAAUUGGACUUAUCGUACAAGAAGCUGGAGAUCUUGCAGAAGAUUUGAAAGUGCUGAUAAAAGAGUGCACAGAUGCUAAAGUUGCACAGUUUGUCACGGAAGGUGGUAUAGUUGUGUCUGACAUAUCAGACUGCAUUGAUAACAUAAUGUCUUAAAAUAUUCUUGAUUUAUUUUGUAUUGUUGUAUUAUCAUUCAUAAAAAAAUAAAAAAGUGUUUAAAUUUAUUACAAAA